Messenger RNA from Rhipicephalus microplus (southern cattle tick), 954 nucleotides. Its product is annotated as piggyBac transposable element-derived protein 3-like. The record is from RefSeq and is a predicted model, not a curated record. NCBI's taxonomy places the organism in Eukaryota, Metazoa, Arthropoda, Arachnida, Ixodida, Ixodidae.
AUGGGUGCGGGUAUACCCGUGACUUCGUUUUAUUCGUGUCACCGAACCCGUUACACACGGCUACAAGCAACAAAGGACGCGCUGUUUGAGGAGCUCGACAACGGCCACCUAUCCGACGUAGACGGGGAAUUCGAUGAAUCAGACGACGACAGUGUGGUGCCUUGUGCUCCUGAUGAAGAUCCAGUGGAGAGCGACACUGAAAGCUCCGAUGACGAGAAUGCACUGAACACAUCUGGCGGCUGGAGACGAAAAUUAUUCAAGGCGCCAGACUCAACUUACAAAGGCGAUGUCCAUGAAGCAUCGGAACUCAGAGAGUUGCUGUCCCCUUACGAAUAUUUCAAAGGGUAUGUGCCAAAUAGUGUAUUUCUGGAGCUGGCUGAAAAAACAAACCGGUACUCAGUGUUUCACGAAGGAAGCUCCAUCAACACCAACGAGGCAGAGAUAAGGCGUCGAGUCGCACUACAUCUCACAAUGGGUGUUCUCCAUUACCCGAGGUUCAGACUCUACUGGAAGCCGAGCAUGAGGUGUGAUAUCGUGGCGUCUGCAGGAUUGUCGCGCAACCACUUUGAAAAGUUCCAAAAUAACCUGCACAUUGUGGAUGUGAAUUACCCUGACGCUACUGACCGUCUCUGGAAAGUAAGGCCAUUGCUUGAUAAGUUCCAAAGAAAGUGCAAGUCACUUGUAGCAGAGGAGUGCCUCUGCAUAGAUGAACAGAUGGUGCCCUUCAAAGGACACCUCGACAUGAAGCAAUAUGUCAAAGGAAAGCCGAACCCAUGGGGCAUCAAAAUAUUUAUGCUCUGUGGCGAAUUUGGCCUUGUAUAUGACUUUAUGCCCUAUCAGGGGUCCACAACAAUGACCGAAGACCACAUCAAACAGCAGUAUCGUGUUACCGGCGCAGUAGUGCUGCGUUUAGCUACCGAAUUCCAUCUGGUGUGGGACACAAGCUUUUUUUGA